Caenorhabditis remanei is the source of this 1833-nucleotide messenger RNA. RefSeq lists its product as uncharacterized. Gene Ontology annotation, molecular function: SUMO activating enzyme activity. Lineage: Eukaryota; Metazoa; Nematoda; Chromadorea; Rhabditida; Rhabditidae. The record is from RefSeq and is a predicted model, not a curated record. The coding region runs from base 1 to 1833 and encodes 610 amino acids. Gene Ontology annotation, cellular component: cytoplasm; SUMO activating enzyme complex. Gene Ontology annotation, biological process: protein sumoylation. The transcript is spliced from 9 exons.
AUGCCAUCAUGGAAGGAGAAGCAUGGAAAGAUUCAGACAACCAAACUCUUGGUUGUCGGUGCUGGUGGAAUCGGAUGUGAGCUUUUGAAAAACUUAGCAGCAACUGGAUUUCAGAAUGUUCAUGUAAUCGAUUUGGACACAAUCGAUAUUUCCAACCUCAAUCGCCAGUUCUUAUUCCGAAAAGAACACGUAUCCAGUUCCAAGGCAGAGAUUGCAACAAAAGUCGUUAAACAAUUUUGCCCAUCGAUCAACCUUGGAUUCGAUCACGCAAGUAUUUUUGAAGAGGAAUUCAAUGUCGAAUUUUUCAAAAAAUUCGAUAUGGUUCUCAAUGCUUUGGAUAACAAAAAAGCCAGAAACCAUGUAAAUCGAAUGUGCCACGCCGCCAACAAACCUCUAAUCGAAUCAGGAUCUUCUGGUUAUUUCGGACAAGUGCAGGUCAUUAUGCGCGGAAAAACAGAGUGUUAUGAAUGCCAAGAGAAACCAGCCUCCCAAAAAACGUUCCCUGGAUGUACAAUCAGAAAUACCCCAAGUGAACAUAUUCACUGUACUGUUUGGGCAAAACACGUUUUCAACCAACUGUUCGGUGAAGUGGAUAUCGAUGACGAUGUUUCUCCGGAUAUGGAAGCAGAAGAUACAGAAAAUCCAAAUGAAACUGGUAACUCACAGGAUGAUGAGGCAGCAGAAGAACCAGCACCAAUAGGAACUCGCAAAUGGGCCGAAAGUGUCAAUUUCGAUGCAGCAAAAGUCUUUGAUAAACUCUUCUUCCAAGAUAUUCAAUAUCUUGUGAAAAUGGAUCACUUGUGGAAACAAAGAAAACCACCAACUCCUCUCUCAUUUGCUGUUGCGACGACUACUGGAGAGUCUCUCUCUUUUGCUGAUGCUCAAAAUAAGGAUACAUCGAUUUGGAGUAUUGCAACAUGUGCCAAUGUGUUUGCUGGAUGUGUUCGUGAGCUUCUUAAAGAAAUCAAAUUAAAUCCGGACGUCACGUUGUCUUUCGAUAAAGAUCACCCGAUUAUUAUGGCAUUUGUUGCCGCAUGUGCAAAUGUUCGUGCUCAUCUUUUUUCAAUUCACACGAAGACAAUGUUCGAAAUUAAGGCAAUGGCUGGAAACAUCAUCCCGGCGAUUGCUUCCACAAACGCAAUUGUUGCUGGAAUGAUCGUGACUGAAGCUGUCAAAAUGAUCGAUGGAAACGCUGACGUCAAGUCUUCAUUCAUCAGAAAUCAGCCAAAUCCAAGAGGAAAGAUCUUCCUAGAAGGUGCUCCCUACCCACCGAACCCGAAAUGCUAUGUUUGCUCCGAAACGCGCGAAGUUUUCAUCUAUGUCAAUCCUGCCGAAAUGACUGUUGGAGCACUCCGUGAUAAGGUUCUAAUGCAGGAGUUGAACAUGCUGCAACCAGACGUCAUGGACACAAACACAGCAAAUGUGGUGUUGAGCUCAGAUGGUGACACCGACAGUCUUCUGCCAAAGAAGUUAUCGGAAAUAUCUAUAGAAGACGGAGCAAUUUUGACUUGCGAUGACUUCAUGCAAGAUAUGGUUCUGAAGCUGUUCAUUCGCAGGGCCAAUCAUCUGAGAGGUGACAAUUUUGAAAUUGCAAGAUCUGACAAGGAAAAGGAUGAGGAGGAAGCCAGGAAGAAAGAACAAGAAAAACAUCGAUUGGAAGAAGCAGAAAACAAGGAGAAAUUGGAAACUGAUCAUAAAAGUGAAGAAGAGGAAAGAAGAAAAAGGAAGGUGGAUGAGAAAGAGUCUUCUGAAGAACCAGACGUCAAACGUACCAAAGUUGAAGAGAAAACUGGUGGAGAAGAGAAUGAGAACAAAAUUCUGGCAAUGGAAUAG